CCCCGCGGCUCCCUGCCCCCCGGCGCUCACCGCAGGGCCCCGGCCCUCCCGGAGGGGCUCUUGGGCCCUGCGGGGCGAUGCCCGGGGGAAGCGGGGGGGACCCGGCCCUGCCCGGCCCCGCCCGGCCCCGCCGCCAGGAGGCGAAGCCGCCCCCGGCCCCGAGGCUGGGCGCUGGCUGGCGGCCUCUCCUUGCUCCUUUAUUCCUUUUUUUGUUAUUCUUUUCCCUCAGGGGACAGCUUUAAGCGAGGCCCGCUUGGCUUGCGGGAAUUGGGUAGCGUCCUGAACCUCCUCGAUUCUUCUCACGAGGAAAGGUUUUGAGGUGCGUUCUCUCGUUGGGAGCGUGACGUCCCCAGCUUCUCCUGCCUUCGCUACCAUACCUCUCCCGCCCCACUGCCAGCCACCAUGGAUAAGACCGAGUUGAUCCAGAAAGCCAAGCUGGCUGAGCAAGCUGAGCGCUACGAUGACAUGGCCACCUGCAUGAAGGCAGUAACUGAGCAAGGUGCCGAGCUGUCCAACGAGGAGCGCAACCUGCUCUCGGUGGCCUACAAGAACGUAGUGGGGGGGCGGCGCUCUGCCUGGAGGGUCAUCUCUAGCAUCGAGCAAAAGACAGACACCAGCGACAAGAAGAUGCAGCUUAUCAAGGACUAUCGGGAGAAGGUGGAGUCUGAGCUCAGGUCCAUCUGCACCACUGUGCUGGAGCUGUUGGACAAAUAUUUAAUAGCUAAUGCAACUAAUCCAGAGAGCAAGGUAUUCUACCUGAAGAUGAAGGGAGACUAUUUCCGAUACCUUGCUGAAGUUGCCUGUGGUGAUGACAGAAAACAAACAAUAGAAAACUCACAGGGAGCUUAUCAGGAGGCGUUCGAUAUCAGCAAGAAGGAGAUGCAACCAACACAUCCAAUUCGCUUGGGUCUAGCUCUUAACUUCUCUGUAUUUUAUUAUGAGAUUCUCAACAAUCCUGAGCUUGCCUGCACACUGGCAAAGACAGCGUUUGAUGAGGCCAUUGCAGAACUCGAUACACUGAACGAAGACUCAUACAAAGACAGUACUCUCAUCAUGCAGUUGCUUAGAGACAACCUAACAUUAUGGACAUCAGACAGUGCAGGAGAAGAAUGUGAUGCUGCAGAAGGUGCAGAAAACUAAACUGCACGCGGGAUGUCAUUCUCCCUUUCCUUCUCAAGAAACCUUUUUACACGUCUCCAUUCCUUAUAGCUCCACUUGGAUUUCCUAUAGCAAAGAAAACCCAUCCAUGUGUAUGGAAAUCAAUUUAUAGUCUUUUCACACUGCAGCUUUGGGAAAACUCCAUUCCUUGAUUUGUGUUUGUCCUGGCCUUCCUGGUGUGCGGUUACUGCUGUAGAAAAGUAUUAAUAGCUUCAUUUCAUAUAAACAUAAGUAACUUCCAAACACUUAUGUAGCGGACUAAAGCGUACCUGGUAUUUAAAAACAAAUCUGAACCAGUUCCUGCCAGUUGACUGUGUUUUAUAUUACAGUAAGAUAUGGAAAUGUAGUUAAUUGCAACUAAAGAGUGUUCCACAUAGCUUUUAAUUCUCCACAUUCCCUUCUUAUUAUGCAGGGUUUCCUUCCCAUAAUUGACUUUCACAUGCUACUGUGUAUUCUUUUCGGUAGAGAUGCAGAAGUAUCAGGCCAGACAAAAUUGAGCAUUUCUAGUUUGAAAAUUUAUACAGGAAGCAAAUCAAUUUGUAAUGUAAUGCAGGAGCUUGCGUGUUUGAAAACAGGGGCUACUCUUAAUUUUCAGUUGCUGCUGUUUAAGUUGAUAUCCCUUCCCAAUAAAAGUUCACUUACACUCCUGCCUUUGUAGUUCUGGUAUUCACUUUACUAUGUAUUAGAAGCAGCAUGUUACUGCCGGAGUACAGGCAGUGCUUUUUGGCAGACUAAAGUGCAUGUCAUUUCUUAAUACACUGGAAUGGGAAAACCAAUUGAAGUUCACAUGUCCAAGUAUAAAAUUUAGUACUUUUCCAUGCAGGUUUGUGCACAUGUGAGAAGGUGUCAAGUUUGUCCAGUGAUUGUUAUUUAGAGAGUUCGGACCACUAUUGUGUGUUGCUAAUCAUUGAUUGUAGUCCCAAAAAAGCCUUGUGAAAAUGUUAUGCCCUCUGUAACAGCAAAGUAACAUUAAAUAAAAUUACAUUUUAUAAACCA
Cygnus atratus (black swan) is the source of this 2154-nucleotide messenger RNA. RefSeq names its product tyrosine 3-monooxygenase/tryptophan 5-monooxygenase activation protein theta (gene YWHAQ). Gene Ontology annotation, cellular component: cytoplasm. The record is from RefSeq and is a predicted model, not a curated record. Bases 403 to 1140 code for a protein of 245 amino acids. Lineage: Eukaryota; Metazoa; Chordata; Aves; Anseriformes; Anatidae. Gene Ontology annotation, biological process: signal transduction. The transcript has 6 exons.